AUGAGACGACUGAUGUGGAACGUCUUACCACAAGAGCUCGCACCUGCAGCAUCUGAGGCUAGCAUGGACAACCAGAGUGUGUCACUGGCAUCUGAGCCAAAUGCCGCGCCGGGUCGCUGCACUCGGCUCUCGCACUGUCUGCUUAGUCGUGUCUGCAUCAAUGCAGAGGAAACGGGCGAUUGUGCCACUAUGGCGCAGGCACGAACCGGGACACACCGAAGCGAGUUCGAAUUCCAUGUCGCACCAUGCCUCCUCUGCACUGAGGUCCCUGAACUCAAAGGAGUUGAGAUGGCCUCACGACAACGAGUACCGAAUUCACCCCACAUAGUCUCAUAG
Messenger RNA from Symbiodinium sp. CCMP2592, 336 nucleotides. NCBI's taxonomy places the organism in Eukaryota, Dinophyceae, Suessiales, Symbiodiniaceae. The record is from the annotation of a GenBank genome assembly.